AUGGACUGGGACUUCCUCAUCGGGGCGCCGAUGCCCCCUCAAAGCCAAUUACUACAUGGAUGUUUUCUUGAGGCCGACAGGGCAGAUCGAGUUGCUCAGGGACUUGAUGCACUCCGAGUGGCCCUGGCCCAUUCGCUUCACGGGUCCAUGAUCCUGAUCAUCGAAGAGAUCUGGCAGUCCGGGCGCAUACUCCGCGAGCUCGCAGACCGCGGCCACGUGCACGUGUCGAGGGUGCCGAUCGUCGCGAACCACCUCAACGUCGUCCUCCCCUGCCUCUCCAAGUCGCUCAGGGACAUCGCCGGCUACUACGACGACAAGACGGUCACGCGCGAGCUGCGGUGGCGCACGAUGUUCCACGAGAUGAAGAAGGAGGCCGACAUGGAGCUCCUGCAGAGGUUCCAGCUGUACAACGCCUUCCUCUCGCUGCUCGUCGUCCUGCUCGCCAGGGAGAGGGCCCAGGACCGCGUCCAGCUCGACCUCCUCCGCGCCCGCAUCAUGGCCCUGCGCGAGCGCCAGGGCCUCCCCGCCCCGACGCAGUCGCCCGCCCAGGAGCUGGCAGUCGUGCCGCUGGCGCGCGAGAAGCCUCACUGGGCCGAGGCCGUCUUCGCCGCCCUGCCCAGCUCGCACACCGACAUGCGCGAGCCGCUGCGCUCCCAGGCCCGGGGCCCGUUCGUCCCCGCCGGCGGCGGUGGCGGCCCCAGGCUGCCCGACGCCACGAAGUUGCUGGUUCGGCGGUCCUUUGACGGCGACCGUCUAAGCGUGAUGGCGAUGAUCAUCCUCAACGCGGCCAACGGUGGGCCGUACUUCGUCCUCCGUGUCCUCAGGCUCAAGAGAUGGAGCCAUUCGAUCCAGGGUCCUAAGCUCUGGGCCGUGCUGAGCUUCGUCACCUGGGAAGAACUGGUCCUCUUCCACUGCACGUUCAUCGCCCUGAAGGCGCGGAAUAAUCUGACCGUUAGCAUGGAUCCGCGGGAAUACAAGUUUCCCAACGAGAAGCGCCUGUUCCAAGCGCAAAUCGUCGACGACGACUACCAGCACUCCCUGAUAGUCUACGAGGACACCAGGACGCAGGGGAUGCGCCUCCACGCCGCAGUGUGGGACGGCGAGCUGCGGGCGUGCCCGGUGUGGACUGCCUUUGUAACCCACCAAUCCGCCUCGAGCCGCUGGCUCACCCGCAAGAGCAAGCACUGCGUGUGGAUCAACGAGAUCAAGCUGUACGUCUUCUGCGACAAGUACAAGGAGGCCAACAUGCGCCGCAACAAGGUCGGCGCCUUCGAGAUCCGUUUCGUCAGCGACGAAGCCGCCGGGCGGUUCAAGGAGGUCUUCUACCCAGCACCUGCCUCCGAGCCUCCGGGCGACGGCGACUGA
Molecule: messenger RNA, 1365 nt
Organism: Diaporthe citri
Lineage: Eukaryota; Fungi; Ascomycota; Sordariomycetes; Diaporthales; Diaporthaceae
Exons: 7
Coding region: 1-1365 (454 amino acids)
Source: RefSeq, a predicted model, not a curated record